Carica papaya (papaya) is the source of this 3852-nucleotide messenger RNA. RefSeq names its product ERECTA-like 1 (gene ERL1). Gene Ontology annotation, molecular function: ATP binding; protein binding; protein kinase activity. Lineage: Eukaryota; Viridiplantae; Streptophyta; Magnoliopsida; Brassicales; Caricaceae. Gene Ontology annotation, biological process: protein phosphorylation. The record is from RefSeq and is a predicted model, not a curated record.
UCCUCUCGGCUUCUCGCUCUAGAGUCUACGCUCUUCACACUCUCUCUCUCUCUCUAUCUUCUAUUUCCCUCUCUUCAUAACAGCUCUGUUCUCUGUUCUUCCUUGCAGUUCACGCGAAACGCCUGUGCUGUUUCUCUCUCUCUCUCUCUCCUCUAAGUAAUGGCAGAGAACACCAGCUCAAGCUUAUUGUCCGUCGCGUUCUGAAUCGGAGAGACCUUGCAUUGGUUUGUUUGCACUUCCUGUCCGGUUCUGUUGUAAUAUUGCGAGGAUUUUUCUUUGCGCAUGGAGUAUGGCGUAAGCUUGAUGGAGAGGAUGAAGCAGAAGGAGCGACUUCUGUGUUUAGCAAUUCUGGUGCUAGUUUUUCUUUGUCCUCUUGCUUCUCCCCUUGCUGACGAAGGAAAAGCCUUGAUGUCAAUAAAGGCGUCGUUCAGUAAUGUGGCUAAUGUGCUCUUGGACUGGGACGACAUUCAUAACAGUGAUUUCUGUUCAUGGCGAGGUGUUUUUUGUGAUAACGUUAGUCUUUCUGUGGUUUCCCUGAACUUGUCCAAUUUGAAUCUGGGUGGGGAGAUUUCGCCAGCCGUUGGUGAUUUGAUUAACUUGGAGUCAAUAGAUUUGCAAGGGAAUAAAUUAACCGGUCAAAUUCCUGACGAGAUUGGGAACUGCGCUUCGCUUGUUCAUCUGGAUUUCUCUGAUAAUCUUUUAUAUGGAGACAUACCCUUCUCAAUCUCUAAGCUCAAGAUGCUCGAGUUCCUGAAUCUAAAGAACAAUCAGCUGACGGGUCCUAUUCCGUCGACCUUAACGCAGAUCCCUAACCUCAAAACACUUGACCUUGCCCGAAACCAGCUCACGGGUGAAAUUCCGAGGCUAAUUUAUUGGAAUGAAGUUUUGCAAUAUCUUGGUUUACGUGGGAAUUACUUAACGGGUACACUCUCCUCUGAUAUGUGCCAAUUGACUGGCCUAUGGUAUUUUGAUGUUAGAGGCAAUAACCUAACUGGUACAAUCCCGGAGAGCAUUGGCAACUGCACAAGCUUUGAAAUCCUGGAUAUAUCUUACAAUCAGAUUACUGGGGAGAUACCUUACAAUAUUGGGUUCUUACAAGUUGCUACGUUGUCACUUCAGGGAAACAGGUUAACUGGGAAAAUUCCUGAGGUUAUUGGUUUGAUGCAGGCCCUUGCUGUUCUGGAUUUGAGUGAGAAUGAGCUAGUCGGACCAAUCCCUCCAAUACUUGGAAAUCUGUCAUACACUGGGAAAUUGUAUCUUCAUGGUAACAAGUUGACCGGACCUAUUCCUCCAGAGCUUGGCAAUAUGUCGAAACUUAGUUACUUGCAACUUAAUGAUAAUGAACUGGUUGGUACAAUUCCUGCUGAGCUUGGGAAGCUUGAACAGUUGUUUGAAUUGAAUCUUGCAAACAAUCAUUUUGUUGGACCUAUUCCAUAUAACAUCAGUUUCUGCACAGCUUUGAAUCAGUUUAAUGUGCAUGGGAAUCACUUAAGUGGAUCAAUCCCAUUGGGGUUCCGUAAUCUGGAAAGCUUGACAUAUCUAAAUCUUUCAGUGAACAAUUUCAAAGGAAAAAUACCAGUUGAUCUGGGGCGUAUUAUCAAUCUUGAUACGUUGGAUCUAUCUGGCAAUUAUUUUUCGGGACCUGUACCUGCUACAAUUGGUGAUCUGGAGCACCUUCUCAUAUUGAACUUAAGUAGUAACCAUCUUGAUGGACCAUUGCCUGCAGAAUUUGGGAAUCUUAGAAGCAUUCAAACAAUUGAUAUGUCCAUCAAUAAUCUCUCUGGUAGUAUUCCAGCUGAAAUGGGCCAACUGCAAAAUCUUGUUGCUUUGAUACUGAACAAUAACAACUUGCAUGGACAAAUCCCGGAUCAGAUUGCCAAUUGUCUGAGUCUUUCUUUUUUGAAUGUGUCCUACAACAGCUUGUCUGGGGUCUUACCUACCAUUAGAAACUUCUCGCGUUUUUCACCAGAUAGUUUCAUUGGGAAUCCUUUGCUAUGUGGAAACUGGUUGGGGUCAAUAUGUGGUCCAUCUUUUCCAAAAUCGCGAGCAAUAUUAUCCAGAGCUGCUGUUGUUUGUAUGACAUUAGGCUUCAUAGCACUGUUAUCUAUGGUCAUUGUUGCGAUUUACAAAUCCAACCAACAGAAGCAAAUGAUGAAGGGUUCCAUGAAGGCUCUGCAAGGUCCUCCCAAGCUUGUGGUUCUACACAUGGAUAUGGCUAUACAUACAUUUGAUGAUAUUAUGAGAAUCACAGAAAAUUUAAAUGAGAAGUUCAUUGUAGGAUAUGGUGCUUCAAGCACAGUUUACAAGUGUGCAUUGAAGAAUUCCCGACCAAUUGCAAUUAAGCGACUCUACAAUCAAUAUCCACACAAUUUACGGGAGUUUGAGACUGAACUUGAGACCAUUGGCAGCAUCAGGCACAGAAACAUUGUAAGCUUGCAUGGUUAUGCCCUUACUCCUAAUGGAAACCUCCUAUUCUAUGACUACAUGGAAAAUGGUUCUCUUUGGGAUCUUCUGCAUGGUCCAGGAAAGAAAGUAAAACUUGACUGGGAAACUCGCUUAAAGAUAGCAGUUGGUGCUGCUCAAGGACUUGCUUAUCUUCAUCAUGAUUGUAACCCUAGAAUUAUUCAUCGGGAUGUUAAGUCCUCAAAUAUUCUGUUGGAUGAAAAUUUUGAGGCACAUCUCUCUGAUUUUGGGAUAGCUAAAUGCAUACCGGCUUCAAAAACCCAUGCUUCUACCUUUGUUUUGGGAACAAUUGGCUACAUUGAUCCAGAGUAUGCCCGAACCUCUCGGCUGAAUGAAAAAUCUGAUGUCUAUAGUUUUGGCAUUGUCCUUCUGGAGCUUCUGACCGGAAAGAAGGCUGUGGAUAAUGAAUCUAACUUGCAUCAACUGAUAUUGUCAAAGGCUGAUAAUAAUACCGUUAUGGAAGCUGUUGAUCCUGAGAUUUCCACUAAAUGCAUGGAUUUAUCUCAUGUGAGAAAGACUUUCCAACUUGCAUUGUUGUGCACCAAGCGCCUGCCCUCUGAAAGGCCAACCAUGCAUGAAGUUUCAAAAGUUUUGGUCUCCCUUCUUCCUGUUGUUCCUAAGAAGUCUUGUUCAGCUCCGGGAAAGCCCAUUGAUUAUACCAAAUUUGUGAUUGACAAAGGACACCAGGGGCAACCGCAGCAAGUUCAACUGGAAAAUAAUUUUUCUGAUGCUCAAUGGUUUGUUAGAUUUCGAGAAGUUAUAUCAAAGAACACCCUCUGAAUUUGUAAUUAUCUUUGUUUUUCCUUUAGCGAGUGAAGGGAAAAGGAAAGAAGAUUCUUCCCAAAUUUUGCCUCUGGAAUAGGGUGUUAUUUCAGCUGAUAGAAGAUGAACUAUGAAUUUGUAAGGUUAUCAGUGGCUCUCUGGGUAUUCUUCUUUCUGACUGAUUCACGACAGAAGGAAAGUCAAAUAUUCCUUCCAGACUGACGAUAUCUAACACAUCAUGAUGUAAGCAAAGCUCAACUGCAAGUUAGAAAACACGAAUGUAUGAUUUCAUCUGGUGGUACACAGCUGGUAUAUGAAAAUUAAUUAUGCUCAAAAAUUCCUGUUUAAAUGCUGUCAUCAAAAAUUUCAGAAGAUAUAGAUGAAGGCUCUGAGAACCAGCUACUGAAGAAUCCAACUCAGGAAAUAAAGAUUGGUUAUUGACACUUGGGUAUCAAGUGUUUGAUUAAAAAAUGAUGUAUGUGGUUUUUUUUUAUUUUCUUCUCCCUGGUACCUGUAUCACCAGAAAGAAUAGAGAGGUUUAUUAAAAUAGAUCUCCAUUGAUGUGGCUAAGAAUUUUCUAUGGUGCGAGCAUUGAGGAUAUCUAUGCAGAUUACUAAUGUAUUAUUA